Molecule: messenger RNA, 2952 nt
Organism: Triplophysa dalaica
Lineage: Eukaryota; Metazoa; Chordata; Actinopteri; Cypriniformes; Nemacheilidae
Exons: 6
Coding region: 150-800 (216 amino acids)
Source: RefSeq, a predicted model, not a curated record
UGUAUGCGCGUUCACUGACAGGUAAACUUCUCGAAGGAGUUCCGCAUCAGAAUCAUUCUUUUCUUAAAGACCUAUUCUUCUUCUUUUUCAGAAAACAUCACAAAAGAAGAUUCUCAAUACUUCCUAUUAACCCUUCUAAAGUUAAGACCAUGUUCAUCAUCAUGGACAGCAUGGGCAUCAUGAUGGACAGCAUGGGCAUCAUCGGUGUCCUCAGUUUAUUUCUGAUCGUGAAUGAUGCUUCGGUUGUGUUUGGAGAUAAAGAUGAGGUGAAGUCGAUGUCGAUGUCAGUGAAGGAGGGAGAUUCUGUCACACUAUACACUGAAAUUGUUAAACAGAGAGAUGAUAUGAUCGUGUGGUAUUAUGGACCUAAAAAAACUUUUGUUGCAACAAUCAAAGGAAAGGUUGGAAGCACCGAAUUAUCUAAAGAUGAGAGAUUUAAAGAUAGAAUGAAGCUGGACGAUCAGACCGGAUCUCUCACCAUCAACAAUCUCACCACGAAUCAUUCUGGGGUCUACAAACUGAAGAUCAGCAGCAACAAUACAGUCUCAUACAAGAUAUUCAAUGUGACUGUCCCUGCACAUCUGCCUCUUCUUGUCAACAGUAGAGACUUAACACAAAAUUUUUCAUCAUCAGAUUCUCGUGAACUGAGGAUCAUUAUAAUUAUAAUUGUUUUUGUUCUUCUGAUCUGUGUGAUGAUCAGCAUCAUUGUCUACAGAUACAAAAGAGAAGGUGAUGAAGAGAGUCUCAUGAAAAGAUCACCUGCUGAAGAACCUCUGGUGGAUGAUGAGAGAAUCGUCUAGCAGAAUCAUAGUGAAUAUUCUGCCUGGGUCUCCAGAUCAGUGAAAACAACACGUUCUGCGUCUCCAGAUCCAUGUCUUCUCAAACCGAAUGACAUUGACUGCGUCUCCAGAUCAGUGAAAACAAAAUGUUCUGCGUCUCCAGAUCCAUGUCUUCUCAAACCGAAUGACAUUGACUGCGUCUCCAGAUCAGUGAAAACAAAAUGUUCUGCGUCUCCAGAUCCAUGUCUUCUCAAACAGAAUGACAUUGACUGCGUCUCCAGAUCAGUGAAAACAAAAUGUUCUGCGUCUCCAGAUCCAUGUCUUCUCAAACCGAAUGACAUUGACUGCGUCUCCAGAUCAGUGAAAACAAAACGUUCUGCGUCUCCAGAUCCAUGUCUUCUCAAACCGAAUGACAUUGACUGCGUCUCCAGAUCAGUGAAAACAAAACGUUCUGCGUCUCCAGAUCCAUGUCUUCUCAAACCGAAUGACAUUGACUGCGUCUCCAGAUCAGUGAAAACAAAACGUUCUGCGUCUCCAGAUCCAUGUCUUCUCAAACCGAAUGACAUUGACUGCGUCUCCAGAUCAGUGAAAACAAAACGUUCUGCGUCUCCAGAUCCAUGUCUUCUCAAACCGAAUGACAUUGACUGCGUCUCCAGAUCAGUGAAAACAACACGUUCUGCGUCUCCAGAUCCAUGUCUUCUCAAACCGAAUGACAUUGACUGCGUCUCCAGAUCAGUGAAAACAAAAUGUUCUGCGUCUCCAGAUCCAUGUCUUCUCAAACCGAAUGACAUUGACUGCGUCUCCAGAUCAGUGAAAACAAAACGUUCUGCGUCUCCAGAUCCAUGUCUUCUCAAACCGAAUGACAUUGACUGCGUCUCCAGAUCAGUGAAAACAAAACGUUCUGCGUCUCCAGAUCCAUGUCUUCUCAAACAGAAUGACAUUGACUGCGUCUCCAGAUCAGUGAAAACAAAAUGUUCUGCGUCUCCAGAUCCAUGUCUUCUCAAACCGAAUGACAUUGACUGCGUCUCCAGAUCAGUGAAAACAAAACGUUCUGCGUCUCCAGAUCCAUGUCUUCUCAAACCGAAUGACAUUGACUGCGUCUCCAGAUCAGUGAAAACAAAACGUUCUGCGUCUCCAGAUCCAUGUCUUCUCAAACCGAAUGACAUUGACUGCGUCUCCAGAUCAGUGAAAACAAAACGUUCUGCGUCUCCAGAUCCAUGUCUUCUCAAACCGAAUGACAUUGACUGCGUCUCCAGAUCAGUGAAAACAAAAUGUUCUGCGUCUCCAGAUCCAUGUCUUCUCAAACCGAAUGACAUUGACUGCGUCUCCAGAUCAGUGAAAACAAAAUGUUCUGCGUCUCCAGAUCCAUGUCUUCUCAAACCGAAUGACAUUGACUGUGUCUCCAGAUCAGUGAAAACAAAAUGUUCUGCGUCUCCAGAUCCAUGUCUUCUCAAACCGAAUGACAUUGACUGCGUCUCCAGAUCAGUGAAAACAAAAUGUUCUGCGUCUCCAGAUCCAUGUCUUCUCAAACCGAAUGACAUUGACUGCGUCUCCAGAUCAGUGAAAACAAAAUGUUCUGCGUCUCCAGAUCCAUGUCUUCUCAAACCUAAUGACAUUGACUGCGUCUCCAGAUCAGUGAAAACAAAAUGUUCUGCUUCUCCAGAUAAUCUGCCUGCAUCUUAGUUUCAUCUCAGAUCAGUGAAUAUCAUGGCUCUAAGUCUGAGCCUGUGAGUCUGGUGGAGCAUAAAGUAAACAGAACAUAAGCAGUGGUUCAUGUUUUGGGUACAAUACUCCGCCUGGUGUUCAGAUGAAAGAUCAUCUGCCCCAUUCACAAACAAAAUAAUUCCUUAAGUCAAAUGACUAGUUUGCUUGCUAUUGUCUUGAUUCAAUGUAAACAUCACAAUAUAAAAUUAUGUGGAUUGUAUUUCAUUUUUCUUAUUUUCUUUAAUGUAUUUCUUAUUCUUUCUAAAAUAACGUCUAAUGAAACUUAAUGCUACAUUAUGUUUUAAUUUUGCAUGUAACUUUUUUGGCAAAAUCAACAACUUUAAUCUAAUAAAAUGUAGAUGCACAUCAUAGGGUACAGUGGGCCUAACUUUCCUUCUUAAUUCGUGUCUGUGUGUUCAAUUGGCUGUAUGCUUGGUAACACCUUAAUAAACCAUCUCAUGUAUGCAAA